UGUUGACUCUCCGACUAGCCGUAGAAAGCGAAUGUCCUCAGGACGGAAAAUGUCAUACGUCAAACUGAUGUCGCUGUGCGCCGCGGCUCCAGGCCUGACUUGCGCCACCUGCGAGGCCGUAAAGAAGAACACACAGCCGGCCAUACGCCUUGACGAGCUGCCAUCUUUGUACAGCAGACCCCAGGAGCACUGGCAGCGUGCUGAGCCAGAGCAGGAGGCGGCGGUGGCGAGCCCUCUGGAGCAGAGCGUGGCAUCGCUGAGGCAGUGGGCGCAGCCGUACGCAGACCAGUGUCAGCGAGCACGCCGCACCGCUACUGGCAAAGCUGAGGAAGUGUACAGAAGGCUGGAGCCCACCAUCGACACCACCGUCACCACAGUCAGCGGCGUGUAUCACUUCCUCACUGCUCCUCCCCCGGACCUCUACCCCAGCAUGGCGGCGGUGGGCUUCUCGGGCUUGCUGGGGCUCUACUUGGCCAAAGGGUCAAAGGUGAGGCGUGUGGCGUUUCCUGCGGGCCUCAUGGCCGUCUGCGCCUCCAUGUUCUACCCUCAGCAAGCCGCCUCACUUUUCAAGGUAAGCCGAGACUCUGCAUACUCCUGGGCUCAGCGGGGUCGCGUCGCCGUGGAGACGCUUUGGAAAGACCCGCCCUCUGGCAAAAAGAAGCCUGACAAGACGGAGCGGCGGGAGAGCGGCAGCAGCUGAAGGCGGACAGAAAAGAAAAAGUCAUCUUCUUGCUGCGUGGAAGGAAAGGUCUGCCAGGUGUCUUGACAAAAACACUGACACACACACACAUCACUUUACUGAUGUUUUUGGUUUGUCACUUUGAUUGUUCUGUGUGGUUUGGAUGUGAAUAACACACACACACCUCUUUUCAUCACUUUACUGAUGUUUCUUGUUCGGCCACUCUUGGAAAAAGUCACUCACAUCCAAACUACAAAGUCGUUUGGACGUGAACAAACACACACACACACACACACACACACACACCUCUUCUCAUCACUCUACUGAUGUUUCUCGUUAAGCCACGCUUGAAAAAGUCACUCUUUGCUCAUUUAAAGGCCUACUGAAAUGAGAUUUUCUUAUUUAAACGGGGAUAGCAGGUCCAUUCUAUGUGUCAUACUUGAUCAUUUCGCGAUAUUGCCAUAUUUUUGCUGAAAGGAUUUAGUAGAGAACAUCCACGAUAAAGUUCGCAACUUUUGGUCGCUAAUACAAAAAGCCUUGCCUUUACCGGAAGUAGCAGACGAUAUGCACGUGACGUCACUGGUUGUAGAGCUCCUCACAUCUGAACAUUGUUUAUAAUCAUGGCCACCAGCAGCGAGAGCAAUUCGGACCGAGAAAGCGACGAUUUCCCCAUUAAUUUGAGCUAGGAUGAAAGAUUCAUGGAUGAGGAAAGUGAGAGUGAAGGACUAGAAAGAAAAAAAAGACAGCGCAGUGGGAGCAAUUCAGAUGUUAUUAGACACAUUUAUUAGGAUAAUUCUGGAAAAUCCCUUAUCUGCUUAUUGUGUUACUAGUGUUUUAGUGAUAUUAUAUGGUCGUACCUGUACAACCUGAAGGUCGGCCCCACAGCUUUCUUCAGCACCAGUCGACGGGUGGUGGCGAUGCCCAUCUCUGCCCUUCGCAAGGGACCCUCUUCGAAACACGAUCUUUUGAAAUGAUCGCUGCAUAAUACACUGUACUUUGUGUGUGUGGUCCAAUCCAACCGUGUUCGCUUGACCGCUCUGUUCCAUAGUAAAGCUUGACUGUCAUCUUUCGGGAAUGUAAACAAUGAAACACCGGCUGUGUUUGUGUUGCUAAAGGCGGCCGUAAUACAUAGCUUCUCGCCUACAGCUUUCUUCUUUGACGUCUCCAUUAUUCAUUGAACAAAUUGCAUAAGAUUCAGCAACACAGAUGUCUAUAAUACUGUGGAAUUAUGCAAUGAAAGUAGACAACUUAUAGCUGGGAACGAUGCUGGAACAAAAUGUCCUCUACAAUGCGUGACGUCACGCACACGAGUCAUCAUACCGCGAGGUUUUAGCAUGAUAAUUCCACGCGAAAUUUAAAAUUGCAAUGUAGUAAACUAAAAAGGCCGUAUUGGCAUGUGUUGCAAUGUUAAUAUUUCAUCAUUGAUAUAUAAACUAUCAGACUGCGUGGUCGCUAGUAGUGGCUUUAAGUAGGCCUUGGAAAUGCUAUUGCAAAAAUUAAAAAUAACAUUAAAAACAUUGGAAUGAGGUGAAAUCUUACGAGAAAAAGUUUCAAUGUUGACACAAAGCUGCCAUGCAGGCUGUUUUUUUUUCCUUUUGUCUUUAUUUUACCAUGUAAAAACUAUCUUUACCAUGAAUUGAUUGACGAGGACCCCGACUUAAACAAAUUGAAAAACUUAUUGGGGUGUUACCAUUUAGUGGUCAAUUGUACGGAAUAUGUACUGUACUGUGCAAUCUACUAAUUACAAGUUUCAAUCAAUCAUUUAUUUUUUUUGCCAUUGGCGGCAUAGCUCGGUUGGUAGAGUGGCCGUGCCAGCAACUUGAGGGUUGCAGGUUCGAUUCCCGCUUCCGCCAUUCUAGUCACUGCCGUCGUGUCCUUGGGCAAGACACUUUACCCACCUGCUCCCAGUGCCACCCACACUGCUUUAAAUGUAACUUAGAUAGUGAGUUUCACUAUGUAAAGCGCUUUGAGUCACUAGAGAAAAGCGCUAUAUAAAUAUAAUUCACUUCACUUCACAUUGUUAAAAAAAAAAAAAAGACAAAAAAAUCCAUGUUUUAAUGAAUUAUUUUCAAAGCUCCAAUUAGUUCAAAUAUUUCCCUUUAAAAUGUUUUAUGUGGUUAAUAUUGCACAUACUGGGUAGUUGCCAUAUAAAAACUAAGUUUUCUUUGACAAAAGAACAUAAAAAAGACAAAAUAAUAGUUUAAAUAUAAAAUUGACAGAUAUAUCUGAAGUUGAUCUCGUAACUUAAGUGUUGAAAGUUUUUAAAAAAAAUCUUAAUAAAAAUGUAUCACUUUCUCACGGUGGAAGAGGGGUUAGUGCGUCUGCCUCACAAUACGAAGUUCCUGCAGUCCUGGGUUCAAAUCCAGGCUCGGGAUCUUUCUGUGUGGAGUUUGCAUGUUCUCCCCGUGAAUGCGUGGGUUCCCUCCGGGUACUCCGGCUUCCUCCCACUUCCAAAAACAUGCACCUGGGGAUAGGUUGAUUGGCAACACUAAAUGGUCCCUAGUGUGUGAAUGUUGUCUGUCUAUCUGUGUUGGCCCUGCGAUGAGGUAGCGACUUGUCCAGGGUGUACCCUGCCUUCCGCCCGAUUGUAGCUGAGAUAGGCGCCAGCGCCCCCCGCGACCCCGAAAGGGAAUAAGCGGUAGAAAAUGGAUGGAUGGAUGGAUGGAUGGAUAAUUCUACUUAGUGGUAUUUUAUUUAUCUUUUCAAUGUGAUUACUCAAAAAUAUAAAAUAAUUAAAAUCAAUGGAGUCCUGCAUUAUUGAUCUUUUAGGGUUCUAAUUACUAAAUACUGCAUAUUUCAGUUUUACUAUGAAAAACAAAGUUGUUUAUGCCAGAAAAGCCAUAAAACCUUUAUUUUUUAUUUUUUUCAAGUUGAUACAGAGAUUUACUGUAAGCGUUAAAUAAAAAAUAAUAAUACAAAUAUGGCUUAUUUUUAACAUUUUAAUAACUGAGACCCAUUAUGGUUCCCGGGACCCUUAAAGCAGUGGUCCCCAACCACCGGACCGCGUGGCCCGAUUAGUUCCGGGCCGAAAAAGAAUUUUUUAUUCAUUUUUAUAAAAAAAAAAUAAAAAUAAAAAUUAAAAAAAAAUUUUUUUUUUGUAUUAAAUCAACAUAAAAAACACAGUAUACACUUACAAUUAGUGCACCAACCACAAAAACCUCCCUUUUCAGUGACAAAAACGUCCCUUUUUCAUGACAAAGGAAAAAAAAAAAAAAAGGAUCCCCCCCCACCCGGGCCGCGGGACAAAUUAUUAAGCAUUGACCGGUCCGCAGAUACAAAAAGGUUGAGGACCACUGCCUUAAAGGUAAAAUACAUGUUAAACGCCUACUGAAAGCCACUACUAGCGACCACGCAGUCUGAUAGUUUAUAUAUCAAUGAUGAAUAUUAACAUUGCAACACAUGCCAAUACGGCCUUUUUAGUUUACUAAAUUGCAAUUUUAAAUUUUUGCGUGAAGUAUCCUGUUGAAAAUGUUGCGGUAUGAUGACGUGACAUAUUGUAGCGGACAUUUUGUUCCAGCCCCAAUCCCAGCUAUAAGUCGUCUGCUUUAAUCGCAUAAUCACACAGUAUUUUGGAAAUCUGUGUUGCUGAAUCUUUUGCAAUUUGUUCAAUGAAUAAUGGAGACGUCAAAGAAGAAACAUGUAUUUGGGAAGCGGUGUAUUGCAGCUGCCUUAGUAACACAAACGCACCCGGUGUUUCCUUGUUUACAUUCCCGAAAGAUGACGGUGAAGCUUCACUAUGGAACAGAGCAGUCAAGCGAACAUGGUUCCCUACCACAUUUCAACCGGCAGGUUUUAGGGAGAAAAUUGUGGUAAUAAGUCUGCUCUUACCGUAGACAUGAGCGGAGAGCUUGCGUCGUUCCUCGUCAAAGAGGCAGCUGCGGUAUUAUGUGUGCGACCUGACCGAAUGUAGCGGACACCUGUCAAAGAGGCAGCUGUGAACUCUCUUGCCUCCUCCGACCAGCCGCCCCCGAACGUGGGAUGCUUCCACCGUGGAGGGGGGGAAUCUCAACAGCUGCCUUCGCUUUGCCUCGUCGAUAAACGUGGCUUCCCUCACCACACCCGUGGCCACACCCCUCCUCCGAAUUUCAGGUACGACCAUAUAAUCUCACUAAAACACUAGUAACACAAUAAGCAGAUAAGGGAUUUUCCAGAAUUAUCCUAGUAAAUGUGUCUAAUAACAUCUGAAUCGCUCCCACUGCCCUCGUUGUUUUUUUUUUCUUCUCUAGUCCUUCACUCUCACUUUCAUCCAUGAAUCUUUCAUCCUCGCUCAAAUUAUUGGGGAAAUUGUCGGUCCGAAUCGCUCUAGCUGCUGGUGGCCAUGAUUGUAAACAAUGUUCAGAUGUGAGGAGCUCCACAACCCGUGACAUCACGCUCACAUCGUCUGCUACUUCCGGUACAGGCAAGGCUUUUUUAUUAGCGACCAAAAGUUGCGAACUUUAUUGUCGAUGUUCUCUACUAAAUCCUUUCAGCAAAAAUAUGGCAAUAUCGCGAAAAGAUCAAGUAUGACACAUAGAAUGGACCUGCUAUCCCCGUUUAAAUAACAAAAUCUCAUUUCAGUAGGCCUUUAAAAAUCCAUAUAUUUUGUUAUGGUUUGAAAAUGAAAAAUAUCAAAAUGGCCCCCGCAUGCUUUCAUUUUUCCAUGUGCGGCCCUCAGUGGAAAUAGUUUGGACACCCCUGACUUAAAGUGAGCAAAAAUAUAUUUUGUCACUGACCUCCAAAUUAUUUAUUGUGUGGUUAGGAUGUGAGUUACACAAGAGCAAACACACACAUUCAUCACUUUACUGAUGUUUCUUGUUCGGACACUCUUGGAAAAGUCACUCUUUGCUCACUUUGAAUAUUCUAUUGUGUGGUUUGGAUGUGAAUAACACAUGAGCAAACACACACAGCUUAAUUCUUUCUUCUCACGCACAUUCCCACGCAGCCCUUCUAAAUGGCUUCUGUGUCAAAAUGUGCGAGAAGGAUUUCUGCUCUCAAAUGCUACAUUUUAUUUAAUAAAAGACCGCUCAUUGUUCACCUAA
Molecule: messenger RNA, 5697 nt
Organism: Nerophis ophidion (straightnose pipefish)
Lineage: Eukaryota; Metazoa; Chordata; Actinopteri; Syngnathiformes; Syngnathidae
Gene: apoob
Product: apolipoprotein O, b
Exons: 9
Coding region: 32-700 (222 amino acids)
Biological process (GO): cristae formation
Cellular component (GO): MICOS complex
Source: RefSeq, a predicted model, not a curated record